GCAAAUUCGAUUAAGUUCUUUUAAGUUCCUGUCUUUUAAAAAGCUGAUCCAGACAACAUUAUUGACAGAGGAGUCUUCCAGCUCCAUCGCUGCCGCUAUCUUCCGCAGGGGAAUCGAGAGAGAGAGAGAGAGAGACUGCGAGAUCAAAAUGGGGAGACGCUUAACGUUGUUUUAACGAUUUUGGUCCUUCGCGGCCCCCGUAAUCGAGGGGGGCGGGGAUUGCGAGUAGGAUGAGUGUACAUACAACGUUUUUACGUAGCUCACGAUCUUGGUGUUCCAUCCCGGAAGACGGAGAUGGCGGCGGCAAUGACGGCUUCCAUCGCCGGCUGGCCCUCCGGAGAGCCUAGUCUCGAAUGGGAAUCUCUUCUCUUCAGUGAAAUUGGUGAUCUCUUAGGAGAAGAUGAACUUCAGCUAGAUGUAGAGAAUGAAACCUAUGAAAGCAACCUUGGUGACCUUGACUUUGAUUUAGAUUUGAUGUCUUGGGAUUCAGAUGCAUGGGAUAUUACGAAGCAUAUCCCAGCAGAUAUAGAUAAAGAGUGCAAAGUAGAACCUCUCUCACCAACUGCUUCAACAGAUUCAGUUCCUUCUCCUUUACCUGUGGACUCUCCAGUACAACAUGUACCUGAAGGUGUGGAGUUUGGCACUAAUUCGCACUUAUCCACUGCAUCGUUAUAUGACAAACGCAGCUCCAAAUCAUCAUUACCUUUAGAGCAAAGUGAGAAGUCCCCACCUAAAACUACAUGUUCAGCAAAUGGAUCGUCGAUGACCCUUAAACGAAGUAAUCCAGCAGCCUCAAAACCAUUAAUUCAGCCCAAGCCUCUGUUGCAUGCCUUUUGUGAGACUCAGCCCAGUCACCAGGCAAAAGCCAUUGUCAUUCCAGCUCUUCCCACACUCCUGACGCUGCCCAAGCAGCAGCCAAUUGUUACUAUUCAGCCGGCACCUCCAAAAGGUAUAAGGGGUCAGCCACUAAUGCUUUCUCAGCCUGCUGUGGUUCAUCUUCAGACAUCUGGAAUUCUUCCUGCUUCAAAUCCAGCCAUUGCUGUUAAUGGUGGAUUAAAACCAUUAACAGGUCACACCAUUAGGGUAUUACCACAAUCAGCAGGAAAGAGUUUGACCAGUGGGAACCUAGCAGAAACUAAGCCUGUUCUUCACACCACUUCCUCAAACACAAACAUGGAUAUGAAUGUUCUAAGACGGCAGCAGCGCAUGAUAAAAAACCGGGAAUCUGCCUGUCAGUCACGGAGGAAGAAAAAGGAAUAUAUGCAGGGUUUAGAAGCUAGACUGAAGGCUGCUUUGUUAGAAAAUGAUCAUCUUAAAAGAGAGAAUGGUUCACUGAAGAGACAGCUAGAUGACCUGGCAGUGGAGAAUCAGAAUCUCAAAGGCUCCCCUCCAAAAAGAAGAGCGUUCUGCGUGAUGGUGUUGCUUGCUUUUGUAAUGUUAAAUUAUGAUCGGCUAAGUGGGUUUGAAUGGGGACCUGAUUCUACUGAACAUCUUGCCAGCACUAGCUACCAAAGUCGACAUCUUCUUGAAUUUUCUGCAAGUAGGCCUCAGGAAACAGAUGGCAAGAAUAAUGGCGGAUAUAAGCCAUCAGUUUCGGAUAACAAAGCACUCAUGGUAGUUACUGAGGAACCAAUAAUAUAUGUUCCUCCACCACCUUGCCAGCCAUUUAUCAACCGGACACAAUCACUCAGGUUAAGUCAUGAACUAAGAGGUUGGGUACAUAGACAUGAAGCAGAAAGAACAAGAUCAAGAAGGAUGUCAAAUAAUCAGCAGCAAAAAGAGCAGACUGUCCAGAGUGCUUCAGGAAAAAAUUCUGAACUAAUGACUCUUCCCUAUACAGACAACAGUGUUGGUGGGAAUUCAGGAAGUGAGCUACAGGUUUAUUAUGCUUCGCCACAAAAUUAUCAAGAUUUUUUUGAUGCGAUUCACAGAAGGGGAGAUACAUUCUAUGUGGUGUCAUUCCGUAGGGAUCAUCUGUUGUUACCUGCCACCACGCACAAUAAGACCAGGCGACCAAAGAUGUCAAUAGUGUUACCAGCAAUAAACAUCAGUGAGAAAAUAAUUAAUGGGCAAGACUAUGAAGUUAUGAUGCAGAUAGAUACUGAAGUAAUGGACACCAGGAUCCUGCAUAUCAAAAGCUCAUCCAUCCCACCUUACCUUCGAGAACAGCAGAGGAACCACACAACGUCCUUCUAUCAUUCUCCUCCAACCGUUCCAGAGGCAGCUCCUGCUGUGAGAACAAUCACUGAAUCACCCCAAUAGACUCUCCAAAUGAGAUUUUCAUAUGUGCUCUGGGAUAGGCAACCCAUGUAGGUUUGCCAUGGCAGUGUCAGGGGCAGUAUCCUGUCUUAGACAACAGCUUGAGGUUUCUGGAUCUCAGGAUUCUAUCUGCUUUUAGAUCUAGCCAAAAAAUAGUUUCUCGCUCACUCUGUCUAGAUUAUCUGCCAUCUUUAUAAAACAAUAUUUAUGGGUCUAAAAACUUCACUUUGUUAAAAGAAAUGCUAAAAUUGCAAUGGGUAAAAUAGUGUUAUUGAUGGAAGUGAGGCUUCUGUGGGGUUAACUAAAUCCUGGGAUGGGAGGUGGACACUAAAUGGCAUUUCUUUCCCCUUCCUUCUUAGAAAUAAAUAAGAAAUUAAAUCAAUUUCUUGCCAGUUUCUGAAGAAAAAAUGUAGGAGCCACAUAUGGAUUACAGGUUGUCUGUCACUAAUUGUUUGUAUUGUUCUAUUUUCAAUUUCAGUUUGUCUAUAGAAUUUAUACUUUGCAUUCUUUAUUCAAUCUUAUUCUGGGUUCUCUUUCCUGCUGCUUUUUACCAGUGGGAAAGGAGGAAGGAAAUAAGGAACUACAGGCUCUUGUUCACCGAAUUAGAGUUUAAGCCAUUCUUUGUUGCACUUCUAUUUUCAGUACUUUUUCAUUAUUUUAUUCAGUCUCUAGACAAAGUACUAUAUCCUAGACUGGCUUUUUCCAGUACUUUAUUAUACAACAAAUGCCCAGUCCAGCUGUUUUGAAUUUGUUACAUAAGAUACAGAUGUUUUGUUGAUACCACCCUUUAACUAUGUGCAAAUUUGUAAAGUAUUGUUACUGGGGAAAUGUUUCUAGUACUAUUAUAGAAAUUAAAAUUCUCCCACAGUGUAUCUGAACUAGUUUCAUGGGCACCUAUUGACCGAGACUUGCAACAUUAUUAAUGAAGAACUUUGUUUUGAAUACUAACACUCUUAUUACUUUAAGUGAAUGUACUAGAAUUGGAGCAAGUGGUGCUUAUCUAUUGGCCCAUGUUCUGUAGAAGAGAGUCAAAACCCUGAUAUUCCAGAAAGAAGCGAUGUUCAUGUAUGUGCAUCUUCAUGAGCUUCCUGCAUGAAUUUGCUCAUAAGAAUAAUUUAGGUCCUCUGGUUUGGCAACAGGGAAGGAUAAAAAAGGGUGCGUUCUAGUGGAAAGGCCCCCAUUCAUAUUGAGAGCACUAGAUCAAUGAGAACAGGUUCUCUGCCUUUUCCACUCCACCUCUUUCAUUGACAUAGUUCAUGCCCACAUUGGGCAUAUAGAAUACCCACAUUGGGAUAUACUUUGAGAUUGGGAUAAGGGAGGAUGUGUUGCCCAAUGCAUAGAUCUUUGCAGGGGAUACAAAUUAGAGCAUAGUACUGCAUAAGCUAAGAUAUUUAUUUCUUAUCAAAUAUCUGAGCCUCCUUUAGAUGUAAAUAUCCUCAGGGCAGAUUUCAUAGCAAAGGUAAGACUAGUGAGGAGGAAAGAGCACUAGGCUAAGCAUCUGUGAAGUGAGAAAAUACUCUGAAUGUAAAAGGCUGUUUCAAAUAAGUGGAGAACAUAGCAAAGCUUUGUGUGCCUCUCAGGAAAGAAAACCUCCAUUGGCUUACUCCAUUGUAUAGUCAAAAUCUACUUUUCUUCCCUUCUGUAUGUGUGUGAUCUUGUUUAACCUUCAAAAUUCCACUUCCACAUCCUGCAAUCUUACUUUAUUAAAGAUUAUCACAACUUCCACAAAAAUCCACUUCAGGCAUUGCAUAGGUAUUUAUGGAAAUGUAUGAGCAGUGUACACAUAUGAGCAAUAUAACGACAGAUGAAAGUGCAAGAGAUGUACAGCAAUAGUCUUCCCUGAAAAGGGUUGGGCAAAAUUCUUAUCUGUAACUGUUGUGUUGUGGGUUGAAUCAUUGAUACAUUAUCUCUUCUGGAUAACAGAUUGAGUAGGAGUUGUAAUAUUACCUGUGUAUACUUUAACCUUGAAAUCUAUCGGCUUUAUUUAUUUUCUGUGCUAUUAUUUACACAAAUGAACUGCUGGAUAUAAGUAAUGUAAAGUCAAUGAUAUGUACUUCAAAAUGUUUUUAAGUCUUUCUUCAGAAGCAUCAAAAGUGACCUGGACAAAAUCUAACAAAAUUAAACAAAGAUAAUAAUCUACUGUAAACAGUAGCAAAAUAAUUGAAUAGCAUAAAACUAAAAUCCUUACAGAACAAGAAAAGAAACUAGCAGCAGAAUUAGGCUAUAUCAGCUUCACCCCAUAUUUUCCAUCUGCUCUGCCCCAUUUCUUGUUUGUGUGUGUAGAGUAGGCUUCUCACAAGGCAAGAAUCAUUUUUUAUUAGUUAUUCUAUAGAGUGCUAUGAACAUUUAUAUCGGAAGCACAAUGCAUAACCCUGCCUUGAGAAUAGCUUGUUAAAAAUUAACUUCUGUCACAAGAAGUUGCACUGUACAUGGAGCUGAGGAUCUCAGAGCGUUCAGUCUUGAGGGACAAAACAAUUCUGGUUUGUUUGUUUUUUUAGAGAAAAUUUGGCCCUUACUGGAAAUUGAGUAAUGUUUUGUAAAUGUUAUUUGAUUAAAGAAGGCGUUGUUCACUUGGAUGCUGAUGUUCCUUUGUGCCACAAUCCGGAGAACACUUUUCCCUGUUAACUGUUCCCUAUAGACAUCCAUACUAUGUGCAAUUUGAUGCUGUGGAAAUAAACAAAAAGAUGUUUGAAUGUGCACUUUUAAAAAAACAGUAGGGAACAGAUAAGUGAGCAGUUUACUAGAAGUUUUCUUUGGUAUCUUGAAGAUGAAUUUUGGUAGUUAUCCUGGUUUUCAGAUUAAUUUGACUCAAGUUCAUUAAGAAUUUGCCAGAUGAAAAGCAUUUUUAGUUCAGCUAAUUUUUUUCUGCAUCUUAUAUGUUGCAAUGUUAUAAUAAAAAUCUUUUGCGGUCAAAGUAAGUUGUAGAUCCAUGAAGCUAUUGCCAACUAAAAUCUAGCAGUGGUUUUGAAUAUCAAAGUAUCCCAGAUCCAAUUUUGCUAAAUAUGUUAUCUUGACUAAAGUACUUAUAAGUAUCUGCUGGUGGGAAAGUGUACCUUUUGAAAAGACGAAUCAAUGGGAUGGGGAAAAAAGAAUUCAAGACUUUGGGUCAAUCAGGCCUAUGUUUGUUUUUAGUUUUCUCUCUGCCUUAAGCAUCCUUCCUUGUUUGAAAAACUCUUCCCCUUCUUGAGGGCCCUUGUUCAUCUCUAGUCUGGCCAACUGUGGAAAUCAGUUUUGAGCUGUUCUCCUGCCAACCUCAGCAUUUCUUCAAUAUCCCCUGUCCAAAAUUGGCCGACUGCUUUUGGCUGAGUAAAUGUCCAGUGUUGCUUUUUCAUUGCUGUGCUGGAAAUACAACUCUUUGCAGAACACUUUAUUAAAAACAAACAGCCUUCCUCCUCUGAGAAAGUAUAUGGGUAUAUCACAAAAGCCUAAAAUUUCUUGGGUGUUUUCUUUACAGACUGUAACACCUUUAAACAAUGUUAAAAUGGUGUCUUGCACAUUAGGUUGGACCUGUGCUUUGAGUAAUGCUGUAAAGUACGUUUAGUUAAUUUAAGGGACACUCUUAACAGUUGUUAAGUUUGUACUUAACGUUUGGUUUUGGCAAUUAUCUUUUAAGUUAUUUCUUUGUUUCAGUAUUGUGCUUAUUUCUUUGAAAUAUCUGAAUAAGAAAUCAUUUUGUUAUCUGAAAUUACUGUUGGAAGAGUGAGUGCAUUGUCUUUUGCUGCUGGUCUUUAAACAAGAUACCUGGAAUUGAAAUCAUACUACUGGGACAUCACAAUAAAAAAUUACUAUAUGUUUACAUUCUCUUCUAAAAGAUAAAUAAAACAUAUAUGUA
Molecule: messenger RNA, 6091 nt
Organism: Pantherophis guttatus
Lineage: Eukaryota; Metazoa; Chordata; Lepidosauria; Squamata; Colubridae
Gene: ATF6
Product: activating transcription factor 6
Biological process (GO): endoplasmic reticulum unfolded protein response; regulation of transcription by RNA polymerase II
Cellular component (GO): nucleus
Molecular function (GO): DNA-binding transcription factor activity, RNA polymerase II-specific; RNA polymerase II cis-regulatory region sequence-specific DNA binding
Source: RefSeq, a predicted model, not a curated record